UGCCAUAUCUCUCUAAUAUCUAAUUAAUGGUCGCGAGUAAUCGAUAUGUAGUGAUGAAUCGAGUUUUGCACAGUACGUUCUAGUAAAUAAAAUAUGUGUUAUUGUUUACAAUUGUUAGAAAUACUGCUGUAUGACAAUAUAAUUUAAAAUUUGAGAUAAAAGGAAGUAGAAAGAGGUGGUAUAAUUUAAAAAUAACAGGAGAAUCAAAAUGUCAGAAGAAAAAAUUGAGAGUCCAAUCGAUAAAACAGAAGUGGCGCAAAUUGAAUCCAUGGAAGAUAAGAUAAAAAUAAAACAAGAUGAUAAAAGUAAACAAAAACAUAAACAGGAGGAUGCUAUUGAAAAACCUAAUGGUCGAACGAAUAAUAAUGAAAAUAGCAAUUGUUAUUGUGGCAAGGACAGAAAUCUAAAUAUUAUAGAAUUACUAUGUGCUAGCUGCUCGAGAUGGUUCCACGAAUCUUGUAUCGGUUAUCAAUUGGGUAAAUUGGUACCCUUUAUGAUGAAUUAUAUAUUCAUGUGCAAAAAUUGUUCCCCUACGGGUUUAGAAAGUUUCAAGAAGAAUCAAGCACCAUUUCCACAAAUGUGUGUAACGGCAAUAGCAAACUUACUACAAAUGUCUCAGAAAGAAAAUGAACAGAAAACACUUUUUCAUAAGGACAAAGACAUUAUUCCUUUCAUUGAAUGUCAUUGGGACAGUAUGACUACUAUGCCACGCAGAGUUACUCAAUCCUGGCAUGCGACGAUACAUAGGGCCCUAUUAAAAGAUGUUGGAUCACUGUUCACUAUUGAUGACAGUGCUUUGGAAGGUCAAUUAUUUGGACUUACAUGUUCUGAUCUUCAAACAAUAAAACCUAACUAUGAAGCAAUGAUUAAAGGUGGCCAUUUAAAAGUAACUGAAAUGGGUGUUCAACAUGUUAUGCCACUCAGUGGAGGCCUUCGCGGUCGCAAUGCGAAACGCAAAUUUCCUGGAGAAGGAGCGGGUACGGGUCCUGGGAAAAAGGGUAGAGGUUCGGAUAUGACAGCUCCUAAAUUACCUGCUCAUGGAUAUCCUCUAGAACAUCCUUUUAAUAAGGACGGUUACAGAUAUAUCCUUGCUGAACCAGAUCCCCAUGCACCUUUUAGACAGGAAUUUGAUGAAAGUAGUGAUUGGGCUGGAAAACCUAUCCCUGGUUGGUUGUAUAGGGCUCUAAGUCCAAGUACAGUUUUGCUUGCUUUACACAAUCGGGCUCCACAACUCAAAGUUUCUGAGGACAGAUUGGCAGUCACUGGGGAAAAAGGCUAUUGCAUGGUCAGAGCAACUCACAAUGUAAGUAGAGGAACAUGGUAUUGGGAAGCUACUAUUGAAGAAAUGCCCGAAGGAUCGGCUACUAGACUAGGCUGGGGUCAAGAAUAUGCUAACCUACAGGCUCCACUUGGUUAUGACAAAUUUGGAUACUCUUGGAGAUCUAGAAAGGGUACGCGAUUUCAUGAAAGUAGAGGCAAACACUAUAGCAAUGGUUAUGGAGAGGGUGACACUUUAGGUUUUCUAAUACUUCUACCUGAUACACAUGAUGCAUCACAUUUACCAAAUACUUAUAAGGAUCGACCCUUAGUUAAAUUUAAAAGUCAUCUUUACUAUGAAGAGAAAGAUCAAGUACCUGAAGCGCUUAAGGCUUUGAGACCGCUGGAAGGAAGUAAAAUUAUAUUUUACAAAAAUGGAGUAAAUCAAGGAGAAGCUUUUAUUGAUAUUAAUAAAGGGGCCUACUAUCCUACUAUCUCAAUUCAUAAAAGUGCUACAGUUUCUGUGAAUUUUGGGCCAAAUUUUAAGUAUCCGCCUUCAAAUAUUGCUUUCAGAGGGAUGCAUGACAGAGCGGAAGAAACAAUAGCGGAACAAUGUAUGGCUGAUAUGCUUUAUUUCACCGAAAACGAAGGGAAAUUAAGACUGGAUACUUUUGCUUUAUGACAUUAAUGUAUUUUUUAUUUUCGAAUUCAUUUUUAUUUUUGAUUAAAUAUAUUGAUCAUCA
Megachile rotundata (alfalfa leafcutting bee) is the source of this 2000-nucleotide messenger RNA. RefSeq names its product set1/Ash2 histone methyltransferase complex subunit ASH2 (gene ash2). Gene Ontology annotation, cellular component: Set1C/COMPASS complex. NCBI's taxonomy places the organism in Eukaryota, Metazoa, Arthropoda, Insecta, Hymenoptera, Megachilidae. Gene Ontology annotation, molecular function: protein binding; transcription cis-regulatory region binding. The record is from RefSeq and is a predicted model, not a curated record.